Stegodyphus dumicola is the source of this 4102-nucleotide messenger RNA. Its product is annotated as ubiquitin-protein ligase E3C. Gene Ontology annotation, molecular function: ubiquitin protein ligase activity. Gene Ontology annotation, biological process: ubiquitin-dependent protein catabolic process; protein polyubiquitination. NCBI's taxonomy places the organism in Eukaryota, Metazoa, Arthropoda, Arachnida, Araneae, Eresidae. The record is from RefSeq and is a predicted model, not a curated record.
CUUCGCAACAGCUGAAUGUGCUUGCAAACAACUUGUAUGAGAAUUAACUAAAUAUGUUGAAAUCUUGGUGACUAUAAUGUAAAUUUGUUUUCUGGGUGCUUUAAAAAAUGAAAAUUUUUUCUUAUUCAUGUCAUCUUGUACGGUGUUUUUUAUUAAACACAGAAAAUUGUCCUUUAUUUUAUCAAUUAGAAGUAACCGAAAAACUUAGCUGUAUUAUAAAAAAAGUUAUGUUCACUAGUUAUUAAUCAUGUAUAGUUUUGAAGGAGAGUUCAGGAGACGACCUCAGCAGUCAUUAGGAGGUGCUAGUCGAAAAGUUGCUCGGGAGGAAUUGCUCCAUAAAGCACAAAUAGAGAGGCUGCAGAGAGAAGAAAAAAGACGAAUUAUUCAGUCUGCUACCAUUAUUCAAGCUUUCGUAAGAGGAUGUCUUACGAGGCAAGAAGAAAAAAGAAAACUAAGGCUUGAGUUUGAUCAAUUAGUUAAAAACAGUGAUGCAAAUUCUUUAAAUUCAGAUGUUUUCUAUGACCAAGUUGGAAGACUGUUAUAUUUUUAUGAUGAAAAUCAAGAUAGCUCUCGACUAACGUAUGUAACUCAAAUGUUUCUUAAAGAUUCUGUGAGUGUCACUAGAUUAUUUUUCAUGAGGCCUGACUGUUGGCUUUACAAAUUUCAAAAACUGCUUUGGCUUAAUGUGAAAUACUUAAAAAAUUGUGUCACUCCAAAUUCUAAUAUUUCUUUGUCUUUGAGGUUUGUUGAAGUGUUCACAUCAUAUAAAUUGUACGAUAGUUUGCAAGAAAAAUGUGCAAUACCAGCUGAAGCUAAUAAAAAUGAUGGAGACAUAAAUUUUUCAUUAAGAGUGUUAGAAAAGAUUUGGGAUUUUCUUAUUAAGAGAGGUUAUUAUGCAAUAUUACGUUUGGUAUUGGAUAACCGUGUUCCUGAUUCGCUAUUGAUUUCAACUCGACCUCCGACACCCUUAGCUGCUUCCUUGCAGGAUCUUUUCUCUCGAGCGCUUACAUUAAAAAGUGAAAAGAAACCUCAUUUCUUACAGACAUUGCUCCAAGAUGUUUUUACUGAAGAUUUAUCACCUCAAAUAAGUUGCUUUCUUUUACCAGCUCUUGCAUCUCAACCAAAUGUGAUUACAGUAGAUGCAAUUCUAACAGCAAUUUACCCAGAUAACUUGGCUUUUAAUUUCCGAACAACAUCGAGUUUGUUAUAUACGUUUAUUUAUAUAAUAUCCAAACAGGCACGUUUUCUUACGGAACAGCAAUGUGCUGAAUAUCUGAUUUGUCUUCAGUUUCUGUUGCAGUCUGUUCCUAUUUGGAAAGAACAAUCGAUAGACAGUGAAUAUGGAUCAGAUGACGGGGAAAUGAUUGUUGAAAAUGAAGAAAAUAAACUUCAGACUCAUGAAGAAAUUAUUAACAUGGUAAAUGAAAUAGACCAUGUAAAUAUGAUUGUAGGACUAUUAGAAAAUGAAAAAGCUUUUAACCAGUGUGUUGUCUCUGUAUGUUGUUUAUGUAACUUACUCUUAAAUCAGCAGAAAUUAGCUAUACACAAUUAUCGCUUGUUAUAUACUCUUGCAUUUAAACCACCUUUUUUCAGAAUGUUGUGGAAAUCUAUAGUAAGUGCAAGUGUUCCUUCUUCGUUUGGGACUACAACACCUUUAUUGCAAAUUAUAAAUCAGGGUAUGUCAUUCAAUUCUAGUGACCAAGAGAUGUUUCUACCGCAGCUUAUUGUCUUUUGUGCACUAUUAAAUCAUUUAUUAUCAACAUUGCACGAUUUUGAAUUUUAUGAACAAAAUACUGAAGGUAGUAGCAAUAUCAAAAUGAUGCCGUUUUCACUUGCAGAACUGGCAUCCAUAAGUGCUACCCUGAAAGAUGUCUGCAUGGGUCUUAUUGAAUUAGCAUAUCCUGACAAAAAGUCUGCCUUUAAUCGAGAUUAUGUAAAAGCUAUGAAAAGUGUUGGUUCAAAAAACUUAGAUAAGAAUGUGAAUGUAUUUGAAGUGAGACAGUGGAAUCAGCUGUUCAAAGUUGUUGUUACACUUUUGCGUCAGUUGUAUUCACGUGAUUGCAGACGUAAAUUUUGCCCUGAAGGUACGUGGAUUGCCAAGCAAUUUCCAGUUUUCUUUGAAAGAGCUGCCGAAAUGUAUUUUACUAAUAGAAGGGGACAUGGCUAUGAACCUUUUGUGGGGCUGCAGAAUUUAACAAGAGAACAGCUUGAAGAAGAAGGCCCUCCGCCAUCAGCAGUGGAAGCUCGUCAACUUGCUAUUUUACGAGAAUUUCCCUUUGCAAUUCGUUUUCACGAUAGAUUCAAAAUCUUUCAGUCACUAAUAUUAAAAGAUAAGAAUGAAAAUCAAGGUGAUUUACUAAGUUUUCAAAUGGGACCACAGAUUAGAAUAACAAUAAGGAGAAAUUUUAUAUAUGAAGAUGCAUUUACUUCUUUGUCUUUUCAGAGUGAACCAAAUAUUAAAAUGCGUAUAUUAGUACAGUUGGUGAAUGCUGUUGGAUUGGAUGAAGUCGGAAUAGAUGGGGGUGGAAUAUUCAGAGAAUUUUUACAUGAGCUGCUGAAAACUUGCUUCGAUCCAAACCGUGGUUUCUUCAAGACUACCCAUGAUUGUCUGUUGUAUCCCAAUCCUAAUGUUCAGCGUGUGAUGCCGGAUUUUGCGAGACACUAUUUCUUUAUUGGACGUAUGUUAGGCAAAGCGAUAUAUGAAAAUAUGUUGGUUGAACUUCCUCUUGCUGCAUUUUUCUUGGCAAAAAUUUUGUCCAGGCAGACAUCUGAUGUAGAUAUACAUCAUUUGGCAUCACUAGAUCCUGUCAUGUAUCGGAAUUUGUUAUACCUAAAGACAUAUGAUGGAGAUGUAGCAGAUUUGGGAUUGGAUUUUACGGUGAUGAAUAGUGAGUUUGGUGAAAACGAAGUUGUAGAAUUAAAGCCAGGUGGUACAAAUAUACCUGUUACCGAAAGUAACAGAAUAAAUUACAUUCAUUUAAUGGCAGAUUUUAAAUUGAAUCGGCAAAUCAAAGCUCAGUGUCAAGCAUUUAAAGAGGGUCUUGCUAAUGUUAUUGACAUGGAAUGGUUGUAUAUGUUUGAUCCUAAUGAACUUCAAAUUUUAAUAUCAGGGGCUCAAACUCCCAUUGAUAUUGAAGAUUUAAAAGCUCAUACUUCAUAUGCAGGUGGUUAUUCUGCUGACCAUCCUGUAAUUUGUGCCUUUUGGAGAGUAGUGGAAGCUUUUGACGAACGGCAACGACGGCAUUUGUUAAAAUUUGUCACCAGUUGCUCACGUGCACCUCUUCUUGGAUUUAAAGAAUUAUCACCAGCAUUUUGUAUCCAAAAUGCUGGAAGAGAAGACCGCCUGCCCACAGCAUCCACUUGUAUGAAUCUUUUAAAAUUACCCGAGUUUGAAUCUGAAGAAAUAUUAAAGAUGAAAUUGACUUACGCUGUUGAAUCAGGAGCAGGAUUCGAAUUGAGUUGAUAUGCUUUUAGUAGUGAACAUUCAGAUAUUAUUUUGUACUUUUGUAAGAAAAUAUAAUAUAGAUUUAUUUAUUGCAAAAUUUUUUAGGAUUCUUUGCUCAUGUUUCAAUAGUUAUAAUUGCAAAAGCUGAGAUUUGUUGCGUUUUCAUCAUUUUUUCUUUAUGUUAAUGUAAAAAUGAAAACUUUUUAAUAUUUAUAAAUGAAAUUUUUGAUAGUUUUUAAAGUAAUAGGUUAAAAGUUUGACUAAUUAUGGUGAUUACUUUAUAUGGAUAGUUUUUCUUUCAGUGUCAUGAAGUUUUAUAUUGCAUGAUGUGAUAAAAUUAUUCAUAUAGUUCUACAUUUAUUGCAAAAUUUUAAAAAUUAUUUGUGCAGUGGUGUAUUUAUUGCAAAAUUCUUAAAUUUUCAGCAAAUAUAUUUCAAAAGAUUCCGAUUCACAUUUUUUGUUGCUUAAUUACCUCUGCACGAAUGUAUGUAAAUAAAAGGCAAGUGUAAUAAUAUGAGUAUUUGUUUUCAACUUUUUUUUUUCAGUUUCUUGCGACAGUUGUUUUAGAGUUUCAAUUCUGCCUUCCUUCCCUGUUUUUAUGCCUUUUCUGUAUAGCUUAAAUUUGUUUAUAUAUCAUAAAAUUUUAUUUAACAUGAA